Molecule: messenger RNA, 3072 nt
Organism: Alternaria novae-zelandiae
Lineage: Eukaryota; Fungi; Ascomycota; Dothideomycetes; Pleosporales; Pleosporaceae
Exons: 5
Coding region: 1-3072 (1023 amino acids)
Biological process (GO): siRNA processing
Cellular component (GO): nuclear RNA-directed RNA polymerase complex
Molecular function (GO): RNA-directed RNA polymerase activity
Source: RefSeq, a predicted model, not a curated record
AUGUCAAUAAUUGAUAUUGAUUAUGCUACUAUAGAGCACAUCGUUCCGUCUCGCGGCAAUGGCCAACACGGAACGAUAACAUUCACGCUCAAGUCUCCACCGAAGUUCUACGACAUUCAAUCGACCAAUGAUCUACACUUGUAUGCCGGUGAGCAAGCACCGAACGACAUCUCUGCCGCAUUGUCGAGACUCGGCAUCAAGCCGCCAAAACCAGUUCUUCGGCUACAAAGAUUAUGCAAGUUGAGUAAAUCCCACGACAUGAACUCCGCUUUGUGUAUGGUCUACAAGAUCGCCUUCUCCGACACCCGAAGCGUUGAUCUUGCUUGGACCUUUGUUAAGCCCUUCUUCGCGGGACCUAACACAAAAUGGAUGAAGACCAUGGAGCCCACCGCUAUGACGGGCAGUAUUGAACACGAGUAUGCAGUCGUCAAUAAGAUGCUUAGCGACUAUGGACCAUCCUUUCCGCAGACCUUCACGUUCAAUAUCCGUUACCAACUGACAGCGCUCAUGCUAGAGGGUACAAUCGCCCCGUGGAAGAUGAAGGAACUGAUACCAGUAGUACAAAAUGCUGCUGAGAAGCAUGGUGCAGAACUCACCGCAAACGCAGUUCGUCUCCUUGGGAAGCGGAUACCAACGCCUACACCGGGGGUUAAGGCGGCAGAUCUUACUUCAUACGCAGUCAGUCGCAGAGGAAAGCGAAUACCAACGCCUGCACCAGCUGUUGAAGCGAAAAGCUUUAUGAUCAAGACCAUUAAGCGCAUUCUUGAUGAAAGCAUCGAAUGUUGUCAACGUCUUGAAGAGCUUUCCCGGACCUGGGACGUCAAACAGAAGAAGCAAAAUCACCUCGCCUUAACAUACAAGGCUACGGUCACACCUACCGGUAUCCUGCUACGCGGCCCUGACUGGGUCGUCUCCAAUCGUAUAUUGAGGAAGUACAAGACCCACACCCAGUUCUUCAUGCGCGUGUUCUUCGCAGACGAGGACGAGCUACCGGUAUUCCAUGACCCACGGGCAUCGCAAGAGAGAGUCUUCGAACGCUUUCGAGGCGUACUUCGAACCGGUAUCACGGUCGCCGGACAUACAUUCCAAUUUCUCGGCUUUUCACAUGCGUCACUCCGUACUCAUGAAGCUUGGUUCAUGGCUCCUUUCAAGAAAGAUGGCAUUAUCGUCUGUGCAAGAGAUGUUGACGGCUGCGGAACCUUGUCGUUAGACCUCUUCCAAAAAGUUUGGAACGCCUUCCAGCCGGACCGUAGAUCACUCAGGCCGACGGUGCUUCAGAUCCGGUUCAGAGGUGCGAAGGGCGUACUAUCACUAGAUACUGCAUUACAAGGUGAGCAACUGCACGCCCGAAAGAGUAUGACCAAAUACGUCGCCAAAGAAGAGUGGAGGGAUUUGGAAAUCUGUGGAGCUGCCUACAAGCCUCUAAGAGUGUAUCUGAACCACCAGUUCAUCAAGAUUCUCGAGGAUUUACGUAUACCUGCGGAAAACUUCAUGGCUGUCCAAGAUGAAGCUGUCACAGAACUGAAACUCAUGACGGAGCAUCCUCUGAACGCAGCCAGCCUUCUCGAAUACUCCCACUCAGGUGAUCUCGCGAGAGUCCCGUCACUGUUUCGGCGAAUGAAUGAGAUGGGUCUAUCAUUCCACGCGGACAGCUUCCUCACCGACAUUGUGGAAGUGGCAGCUAUGUCAAGUCUGAGGGAUAUCAAAUAUCGCGCGCGUAUUCCGAUCAAGAACGGCUACCUCCUUUAUGGCAUCAUGGACGAAUGGAAUGUUCUGAAAGAGGGCGAGGUCUACAUUCCGCUACAAGAUUACGAUACGAACGACAAAUUAAAGAGAACCAUACUCGUUGGCGAGCGAAUAGUCAUCACGAGAGCCCCUGCGCUACACCCAGGCGAUAUUCAGGUCGUUAAAGCAGUCGACGUUCCAGAAGGUUCGCCGCUCAGGGCACUGCACAACUGCGUCGUGUUCUCACAGCAAGGUCCGCGGGAUCUACCUUCGAAGCUAAGUGGCGGUGAUCUUGACGGAGACCUUUUUCACAUCAUCCACGACACUCGAUUGAUUCCGAGAAUCGUUUAUCAACCCGCUGACUAUCCAUCCACGCCGGCAAAGGAUUUGGGGCGGCCGGUAACUGCCGACGAUAUCGUUGACUUCUUUAUCGAAUACAUGAACAUGGAUCGAUUGGGACAGAUUUCGAACAAACACAAGAUUCGCGCUGAUAAGGCUCCUUUUGGCACUCUAGAUGCAGACUGCCUGCUUCUUUCCAAGCUCGCAUCCGAUGCCGUUGACUUUGGCAAAUCUGGGAUUCCUGCCAAAAUGACUCAGAUACCGCCGGGUUCUGAUCACAUCCGCCCUGACUUCAUGGCGCCAGGAUCGAACCUUAUCGUCAACGACUUGGGCGCAGCUGAACUCGAGGAGCUUGAGGGCGACGAGCUCGAUGAAGUGAGUGUGCUAAAUGCUGAGAAACCAAGGAGUUCAUACUACACAAGCACAAAGAUCCUAGGCGUUCUGUAUCGGCGUAUCGACGAAAAGACGUUCUUCGAUAAGAUGAAGAACGCCUACCGAACAUCUCACCAUCGCCGGGGUGAUGAGACGCUGGUGCAGAAACUCAAGCGAUAUGUGAUCCGAGAGACCCGUGGAGUACAAUGGGAACAUCAUUGGGAUUUCGCAGAACAACUCCGUGAAGCGUACGAAGAGAACAUGUUCGAAAUCAUGGACACACAUCGUCCGUCUCGAGGCUCUCGUCUUACUGAGCUCGAGGUGUUUAGCGGUAACAUCCUUGGCAAGAAAGAUCGUGCACCAUCCCGCUACGUCCGCGAAGCCAACCUCGAGGUUCAAGAACGCUUCAAUCGCGAUGUCAGCGACAUGAUCAAGAAUAUAGUAAUGGGUGAUGGAGACUGGGACGGCGAUGCGGAUUCUGAGGCGUUGCCGCGCUCCAUUGCGUGCUUCAUGGUCGCGCUAGAGACGGAUGGUUGGGAGAACUACCGCACAUUGAGGAGCUGGAAGUACGUUGCUGCUGCGGUGUGCUUGGAGCAGUUGUGGAAGUACAACAACGGGUAUUUGCGCCGACUUUGA